Molecule: messenger RNA, 2273 nt
Organism: Propithecus coquereli (Coquerel's sifaka)
Lineage: Eukaryota; Metazoa; Chordata; Mammalia; Primates; Indriidae
Gene: OLIG1
Product: oligodendrocyte transcription factor 1
Exons: 1
Coding region: 96-899 (267 amino acids)
Molecular function (GO): protein dimerization activity
Source: RefSeq, a predicted model, not a curated record
UCCCCGCGCGCAGGUCCGCGGGGAGGGGCGGCCUGCCAACGGGCACCCCGGGGCGUUCCUGAAGGACGCCCUCGGCCGCCCCCAGUGCCCCCCAGAUGUACUAUGCGGUUUCCCAGGCGCGCGUGAACGCGGCCCCCGGGACCAUGCUGCGGCCACAGCGGCCCGGCGACUUGCAGCUCGGGGCCUCCCUCUACGAGCUGGUGGGCUACCGGCAGCCGCCCUCCUCCUCUUCUUCCUCCUCCUCCACUUCCUCCUCCUCCACGACGGUCCCCCUCCUCCCCAAGGCUGCUCGCGAGAAGCCGGAGGCGCCAGCCGAGCUGCCAGGCGCGGGGCCCGGAUCGGGCGCGCACGCGGGCGGCAGCGCCCGGGCGGACGCCAAGGAGGAGCAGCAGCAGCAGCUGCGGCGCAAGAUCAACAGCCGCGAGCGGAAGCGCAUGCAGGACCUGAACCUGGCCAUGGACGCGCUGCGCGAGGUCAUCCUGCCCUACUCAGCGGCGCACUGCCAGGGCGCGCCGGGCCGCAAGCUCUCCAAGAUCGCCACGCUGCUGCUCGCCCGCAACUACAUCCUGCUGCUGGGCAGCUCGCUGCAGGAGCUGCGCCGCGCGCUGGGCGAGGGCGCAGGACCCGCCGCGCCGCGUCUGCUGCUGGCCGGCCUGCCCCUGCUCGCCGCCGCUCCCGGCUCCGUGCUGCUGGCGCCCGGCGCCGUGGGACCCCCGGACGCGCUGCGCCCCGCCAAGUACUUGUCGCUGGCGCUCGACGAGCCGCCGUGCGGCCAGUUCGCGCUCCCCGGCGGCGGCGCGGGCGGCCCUGGCCUGUGCACCUGCGCCGUGUGCAAGUUCCCGCACCUGCUCCCCGCCGGCCUGGGCCUGGCCGCCGUGCAGGCGCAGUUCUCCAAGUGAGGGCCUGCCGGGCCGGGGCGCGACCUCGGCCCGGGCUCCCGCCGCCCAGCUUCUCCGCGCCCCUGCGCCCUGCGUCCAGGGAGAGCGGGGCCGAAAAAGGAGGGCAUUGCGAACCUUCUGGUCCAGAGGAAGGGACUGUGGGGCGCCCCCUUCCCUGCCCCCACUCCCGGAAAGUUAAAGUGACCCGAGCGGAUGUUCGAUGCCGCUCUGGGGCUAUUUGGGGUUCUGGGUCGAUUCCAGCUGCUUUGGGGCAGAAAGUGAGCGACCCCCUUACUCUCACCCGGUGCGUCUCUCUCCCUAUCCCUGGAGUCGCGCGCUUCGUGGGGCUGGUGUGGAUUUUAGGGCUCCGUGCGGUGGGUUUGAUUCGCCCUAGGUGUGGAGAGAGACCAGCCCCGAGGGCGACCUCCUGGGACCCGAGCACGUCCGCUGCCAGGCCGAGGGAUCGCGCUUGAAUGGCGGCGGGGGCGACGGGGUGGUUCUUUCCCUGUCCCCAGCGGGAGGCCACAGGCGCCCUCGUUCCCGCCGGCCAAGCCCUGCCAGAGGAGGCUGCCGGACCUCAAGAGGCUGAGAAAGACCAGUUAGUCGGUGCACACCGUCCGGGACGUGGCAGGCAGAUGGACCCUCGGCAGCCAAACGGUUGGGGUGGCGGUGCAGUGGGUGGGGACGAUGACAACGGCAGGGUCGUUGGGCGUGGUGGGUUGGGAAGUCGGUCCGCUUUUGGUGACCCGCUGUUUAGAGCGCUAUAUUUGAGACUCGCGUGAUCUGGCGUUUUGUAACGGAGAAUAUUCACUCAAAUCCUGGGGUCUUCUUAGAAAUGCAACUUAGAACUCGAGAUUCACCUUUUCGUCUCCCUUUCCCCAAGGUCGCAUAACCAACAUUUGAGCUUGCUUAAAACAAAACCCAACCACCUUUCACGACAACGGUGUUCCCGAUUUACUAAAAUAGGUAACAAGGCAUUCGCAGUCGCCUGUCCAGUCAAGAUCGCUAAUUAACGUUCACAUUAAAAGGCAUGAAGGAGGACGUGGAGCCCUAAACCGCCAGCAGCUCAGCGCAUCCAGCUGCGGUGGCGACGGCGGGGACCGCGCAGUUCCUUAGCGCGAAGCGUCCUUUAACCAGCGCUGCGCAGGUCUAGCUUCUCUCGGCUUUGCAGUUGAAGAACCACAUAGGUGGCCGGUUUUGAUUUGUGACAGGCGUUAACAAAUUACGUUACCCAAGAUUAUAUUAUGAUAUUUCAGCAGCUUGCUUUGAUUUUUAUGUUUAAGGUUUUUGGUUGUUGGUAGUAGCCGAAUUUAACUGGCAUUUUAUUUUAUCUCUAACUUUGUUUCCUUGCAUUGUACAGAAUCAACAAAAUAAAACAUUUAAAGUCUGAUUUUU